CUCGGAGUGUUGGUUCUUUUCUUCCAUGAUUUUUCUGCACAGGUCGCCAGCGCUGCAUCGCGUUCUUUAUCCAUUAAUACGAUUCAGCAAAAGAAGUUACACCGUGACAAUGUCAGAUAAAAUUAUGGCUUGUAAAAAAGCAGCGGCAGUACAUGCUGUCGACGAGCACGUCCGCGAUAAACAGGUGAUUGGAAUCGGCAGUGGGUCCACGAUUGUCUUUGCUGUUCAGAGAAUUGCGGAACGAGUGAACUCAGAAAAUUUGCACCUUGUCUGCAUACCGACUUCAUUCCAGGCCAAGCAGCUGAUUUUAGAGAAUGGCCUUGUUCUUGGGAGUCUGGAGACACACCCGCAGGUAGACGUUGCCAUUGAUGGUGCUGACGAGGUUGAUGAAGAUAUUAGCUGUAUCAAAGGUGGAGGCGGAUGUCAGACACAAGAGAAAAUUGUUGCAUCCUGUGCCAAAGAAUUUUAUAUUGUGGCUGAUUCAGGCAAAUAUUCACAGGCUCUUGGUACAGUAUGGAAAAAAGGUAUUCCUAUUGAGGUCAUUCCAAUGGGGUACAAGCCAGUUCAGCUUAAAAUCCAGAAAGAUUUAGGGGGCAAAGCAGAGCUUCGACUUGCGAAGAUGAAAUGUGGUCCACUGGUCACAGACAAUGGCAAUUUCGUUUUGGACUGGCAGUUUACGUCACCUGGCAAUUGGAAGGACAUAAAUUCAAAACUUGUCAGCAUUCCUGGUGUUGUUGAAACAGGAUUAUUUAUAAACAUGGCGAAGAUAGCAUAUUUUGGAAAUCCAGAUGGAAAAGUUACAAUUCAUAAAGCUCCAUGGGCUUUUUAAAACAUAUAUACGGUAGUCAUUUAUACAAAGGUACUGGUUACCAGAAGUAGAACUUUUGCAACAUUUAUGUGGUGUUUAAAAACUUUCUAUCAGAUUAAAAUGAAUAUUAGUAACAUCUUUUUUUAAGUUUCAUAUAUUAAGUAAUAGAGCUAAAUAUUAUAAAAAUAAAGUGUUUUCUUCUUGACAA
Molecule: messenger RNA, 1016 nt
Organism: Gigantopelta aegis
Lineage: Eukaryota; Metazoa; Mollusca; Gastropoda; Neomphalida; Peltospiridae
Product: ribose-5-phosphate isomerase-like
Exons: 1
Coding region: 26-829 (267 amino acids)
Biological process (GO): pentose-phosphate shunt, non-oxidative branch; D-ribose metabolic process
Cellular component (GO): intracellular membrane-bounded organelle
Molecular function (GO): ribose-5-phosphate isomerase activity
Source: RefSeq, a predicted model, not a curated record